[Torrubiella] hemipterigena is the source of this 1704-nucleotide messenger RNA. Lineage: Eukaryota; Fungi; Ascomycota; Sordariomycetes; Hypocreales; Clavicipitaceae. The record is from the annotation of a GenBank genome assembly.
AUGGCCCACGAACUAGCAUUUCCAACCAUCUUCCUGCUGCCAACCCACCUCAGCAGCGACGAGCUCAAGCACCUUCACAACAGCAUCGCAACAUUAACUAGUAACAUUUCCGACGCGUCUGUCAUCGUAGGGAAAUUGUUUCGAAGAGAGCGCGUCUUGUUUGAGCUUAGACGCCUAGGGUUAGACACCGGAAAUGUCACCCAACAGCCUGCUGCAAAAGAGGCGUCCACAUCCACGGGAGGUGACGACCCAGACGCAAAACGACAGAAGAGGACGCACCUAGUAUCCCAAGAAGGGGAAUCGGACGAUGCAUUUGAUAUGGUGUCCGUCGUCCGCCUCGGAUGGCUCACAGAGUCCCUGGCCAAAAAUACAGUUCUUCCAUUAGACCGAUUCUUGCUGUGCACUGCCCGUCGACCCCUCUCGGACAAAACAUCAGGUGAUAAAGGUCCCCAGGCAACACAGACGCACUCUUCACCUAUCCAUAUGAAUAAAUCAGGAUCUCCUGGUACACUGAAACCAACCACGUUACAUACAAGUAGGAGUUCAACGCCUGGUUCGACGACAGAAACCGAUCUCCCUCUUGUACCAGAAUCGCUGGUAACCAGAUACUCCUGUCAGCGCUCUACUCCAGCAAAUACGCCCAAUGCCGACUUCAUCAAGAUAAUGAAGGACAUUCGAACAUUGAGGCUUCUUGGUGGCGACAAGGUAGGCACGAGAGCCUACUCAACAUCCAUUGCGUCCGUUGCAGCAUACCCCUACUUGAUUACAACCCGCCAUGAGAUUGAGCGUCUGCCGGGAUGCGGCGUUAAGAUCGCCGAGCUUUUCCAUGAAUGGCAGCAAUCUGGAACAUGCAGGGAGUUGUCAAACGCGGAGCACGACUCGCAAGUGACAUGCUUAAAGAUAUUCUACAAUAUCUGGGGUGUUGGGGAUUCAACGGCACGGGAGUUUUACAAAAAAGGCUGGCGAGAUCUGGAUGAUAUUAUCGAAUACGGCUGGAACUCUCUUAGUAGAGUCCAGCAGAUAGGCACCAAGUAUUAUUCAGAAUUUGCGCAACGUAUUCCGAGGGCAGAAGUUGAAAAGAUUGGACAUGAGAUUCUGCGGCAUGCUCGCACGCUAGAUGCUGGUUUCCAAAUGACUAUUGUCGGCAGUUAUCGACGCGGCCGGGAUGACAGCAACGACGUCGACGUCAUUUUAAGCCACAAAGAUGAAUCAAAAACGACUGACGCCAUUGAUAAAGUUGUCAUUGCGCUCGAGCGGUCUAAUUUUAUCACGCAUACCCUUAGCCUUUGGCACACAAACAGUGAGCGAGGGCAGGCGCCGCUUCCUUGGAAGCAGAAUGGUGCCGAAUGGGGGAGCGGUUUUGACACCCUUGACAAAGCAUUGGUCGUAUGGAAGGAUCCAGGUGAUGAUGAUUCAUUGCACCGGCGUGUGGACAUCAUCAUUAGUCCCUGGAAGACAGUGGGAUGUGCAGUCCUGGGUUGGAGCGGAGAGACCACGUUUCAGCGCGAUUUGCGCCGAUACUGUAAGGAAGAAAAAGGCUAUAAGUUUGACAGCAGUGGCAUCCGUUCCAGAUCUACGGGUAUGUGGAUAGAUGUAGAGUCAAGCGAUAUGGGCAGUGCAACAACGGAGCUGGAGGCUGAACGGCGAGUCUUUGAUGGCCUCGGGCUAGUCUGGCGGCAUCCGUCAGAAAGAUGCACUGGGUAG